AUGAAUUCAACAAUAAUCAUCGGGGUAUUAUUAUUGGCUAUUGCUAUUAGUUGGCUUGAGGCAUCGAUUAUCCUCAGUACAAGAACAAUUACUGAAAAGCAAGGUCGUGAUGUUGUUCUAUCGUGUCGAUUUGAACGUCUUACCGAACGCGACCGAGUUAUGUGGUCAAAAGAUGGUGUUGUUCUUUCUGUUAAUCAGGAAAUCUCAGGUGACAAACAUAAAUAUGAAAUUAUUGGUAAAUAUGAUUUAAUUAUUAAAAAUAUUACUGGCCAUGAUAGUGGACAAUAUUUAUGUCAAAAUUUUGAUCAACGUUUAUCGAUGACGAUGCUCUUAUCCGUUUUAACACGGCCAACAAAACCAGAAUUAUAUCAAUCAAACGAGACUUUAAUAGAAGACAGUUCAGCAUUAUUUAUUUGUUCAACACAAGGCGGAAAUCCAUUACCAACAUUUACAUGGCUGAUCAAUCAAAUGCCUAUCAAUGCAUCUUAUAUUACUGUAUCACCAAAUACAAGUGAACUACGUUUACCAUUAGAAAAACGUUUUCAUAAUGAACAAUUAGUAUGUCAAGUUAAUAAUAAAGCGUUAGAUAAUCCAUUAAGUACUUCACGUACAUUAAAUAUUCAAUAUAAACCUGAAAUAAAUCUUCGUCAUGGUCAAACAUUAGUCACAAAUCUUCAUUUAUUUGUCGUUGAAAAUGAUCGUUUGGCACUCGAUUGUCAAAUUCAAUCAAACCCAUCAACGAUUGAACCAAUAACAUGGCUCAAAAAUGGUCAAUUGAUGACAGGUAUCAAUUCACCAUCACUUACAUUACAAACAAUUAAACGAAGUGAUGAAGGUGAAUAUACAUGUAUGACAUCGAAUUCAAUUGGUCGUGGACAAUCAUCAGUCAAUAUUCGCGUGCAAUAUGCACCAAUUAUUCGAUUAACUGGUGGUGGUAUUAUAUCGGAAAAUAAGCGUUUAAUAUUAGCAUGCAUUGUUGAUGCAUAUCCAACAGUUGAUUCUUAUGAAUGGUAUAAAAAUGAUGGAAAAUUAAACAUCAGUCCAUUGACAUCAUCGUUCAUAAUUGAAAAAGUAUCAAAAGAUGACGCAGGAAUUUAUGCCUGCUCAGCUAGAAAUACUUUAAAAUUUUUGAAUGGAAGUUCAAUGGAAAAAUUCGAUAAAAGUCAAACACGUGUCACAGUUGAAUACGCACCUAUUGUUACUUCAUUAACACCAAUCCUUGCCAUGGAUCUAUUUACACUAAAUAUAAAACUUCAAUGUGAUGUUGAUUCGUAUCCUGAAUCAACAAUUAUUUGGACAUUCAAUGAUCGGCAAAUAGUUCUUUCACAUAAAUAUUCUAUUAUAAAAAACACAACAUCAUCAUAUUUAAUUAUCCAACAGCUACAAUCAAAUUUCGAUUUUGGUUUUUAUUCAUGCAAUGCAUCAAAUAAAUUAGGAAAAAAUUCUACACUAAUACAAUUGAGAUCAAAAGACGUACCUGAAACGCCAACGAAUGUUAAUACAACAAGUUUAACAUAUUCAUCGAUUAGUUUAAAAUGGCAACCAGGUUUCGAUGGAGGUUGGCCACAAUCUUAUUGGGUUUCACUCGAUAACUCAUUUUCGAAAGAAACAAAUCAAAGUCAUUAUACGUUUACAAAUCUAAGACAUUCGCAAUUUUAUAAUAUUACGAUUCGAGCACGAAAUCAUUUGGGUCAAAGUCAUAGUACAGCAUCAAUCAAUGUUCGAACAGAAAAUGUACCAAUAAAAAGAGAAGAUUUACCCGAAAUUGAAUAUUCUACAAUAGAUUUUACAGAAAAAAUCAUUGAUUAUCGAUUAAAUAAUUUUAGUUUUAACACAUUAAAAGUUCCUCUUUGUUUACGUAUUGAUAUUUAUAAUCAUUCAAAUCUAUGCGAACGUAUUGUAACAUCAAGUGGACGAAUACGAUUAAAUGAACAAUAUUUAUUAAAUAUUGUUAAUGUAUCUAUUUGUCUUGAUCAAUACGAAGAUUAUUGUGGUCAAACACGAUCAGUUGAAAUAAAACGUGAACUUGUAUUUAAUUUUAUAAAUGUAUUAAUUGCUUCGGUUAUUAUCGUUUUCUUUUUGAUUCUUGUGGGCCUUUGUAUAUUUAAUGUUAUACGAAAUCGUAAACGACAACGACAUAUUAAUCAUAACAUAAUUACAUCAUCAAUUAAAAAAUCGUCUAUACAACAUCCAAUAGUCAUUGAACCUAUUCAUAGUCCAAAUAAAUUAUUUUCCUUUUCCGAACAGCAACUUCAAUCAUCAUUUUCAAAACUAGCUGAAAUACAAAAAAUUGAUCAAUUUAAAGAUAAACAAACAAAUCGUUUAAUAGUAACAACAACUGGUGCCAAUGGAAAUUUCGCAAAUAGUACUAGUGGUUCAAGUGACCCGAUAAUAUCGAAUCCAAAUUCAUCAUCACUAUCAGGUAGUGAUCAAUUAACAGUUACAGACUUUUAUCCACUAUCAACAACAAAUCCAACGGAUUUAUCAUAUAAAUCAUAUAACACUCAAAGCGAUUUACCAUUGUCAUCAGUGCAAAAUGAUUUACUUUGGUCACAAUCUCAAUAUGGCAGUUAUGGUUUUCCAUUUUAUACCACAGCCAAUACUGUACAUGAAAUAGUAUCAAAUAAAAACACAACUAAAGAAGAUAGUGCCGAAAGUGGCUACUCGACGCCGUCAAAAAUGAAUCAUCACAAUAAAAAAACUGUCUACGAAGUUGUCGUAUAA
Molecule: messenger RNA, 2724 nt
Organism: Rotaria socialis
Lineage: Eukaryota; Metazoa; Rotifera; Eurotatoria; Philodinida; Philodinidae
Source: the annotation of a GenBank genome assembly